Messenger RNA from Gigantopelta aegis, 5933 nucleotides. Its product is annotated as switch-associated protein 70-like. The record is from RefSeq and is a predicted model, not a curated record. Gene Ontology annotation, cellular component: nucleus; cytoplasm. NCBI's taxonomy places the organism in Eukaryota, Metazoa, Mollusca, Gastropoda, Neomphalida, Peltospiridae. The transcript is spliced from 9 exons. Bases 1 to 2430 code for a protein of 809 amino acids.
AUGGCGGCAGUUGCGGACGUGGAAAAAUGUGUGUGGCAUGCUUUCGAUGCGUUAGAUUGUCAUAGAACAGGGAUAGUACAAAAAUCAAGUCUCAAGGUUUUGUCAAAUAAUAUUGGACAGGUGUUUGGAUUAUUGAAGUCUGAAGAAAUUCUUGACUCGUAUGUGGAAAAUACCCUAGAAUUCAGCAAGUUCUUUUCAAUACUGAAAGAAGCGCUCCUCACAGAAUUGGCCGAGAAUGAAUCGUCUAUUCUCAUCUCUUCCAAAGUUGACAGAAUACAAACAAUAUGUUGGACGGUCUGUAUGAGCAAGUGCUUGAAAAGACGAAAUGACAUAGCCAAAGAGAAGCACAAAUUUUCCGACGAUCAUGUUUUCAAACUCUGGAAGCUGUUCAACUUCUUGGCUGAUGUCGAUGAAAAUGACAAUGUGAUAACGCCUGUGAGAAUAGACACAGAAGAAGGGGAGUAUAUCUGCUCGUUGGUUUGUCGCGAGACGGGACUCUGUGAACGAAACCGAUGGCGCAAGGAAGACGACACUGAGACGUCUCUGUUGACCUUCGUGACGUUCUUGGACAGACUGGAGAUGUGUUUUGUGGAUGUGGCUGCCAAGGAGCUCAGUCAGGCUAUUCAUGAUAUCUUUGAUGAUGUUAUUUUUGACAGACUAAAACAGGGUCCACUGGAGAAGUAUGGUAACUCUGUGACCAAGUGGAAGGAGCGAUGGUUCGUGCUGACAUCGAAUGAACUGAAAUAUUACCCAGACCGAGAGAAACACAUGCAAGAUCUGCGGGGAACCAUUAGGAUUUGUCAUAACUGUAAAACACAGCCUAUCCCAGAUAAAGCAGGUUCCAAGCUGCACCGAUUUGUUCUGAAAACACCCAACAGACAGUAUGAGUUGUCUGCCCCUGAUCUAAGAUCUAGAAAUGAAUGGCUUCUAGCUCUGCAGAAGGCUAUAAGUUUUGCCAACUCCCAGGAAAGUUUCCAGCGUAGGGCGUGGCAUGAGCGUAAGAAGGAACGAGAGGUAAGGCGGAGGGUCUCACAGGUCGAGGCUCGGAAACGGCAACAGGAGGAAGAGAGGUUGGCAAAUCAGCAGAGACAGUUAGAACAAGAGCAGCUGAGACAUUUACAAGAUCAAGAGCUGUUAGAAAAACAACUUAAGGAAUUAGAAGCAGAAAGAAAGGCGCGGGUGGAGGUGGAGGCGCGACUCAAGCAGCAGGCCGAGGAGCGCGAGGCAGAGCGUCAGAGACUGAAAGAGCUGGAGGAGAUCCACACCGAGAUGGAGAAACUACUAGAGACAGAGAGACAGGCCAAACGAGACGAGGAGAUUGUGAGGAACCUCCAAUCUCGGAUCUUGAAGGAGGAGUUUGAGAAGCGCGAGGAGAUGGAGAGCCUGAAGAGGGAGCAGGAUGAGUUGUUGGAGUGGGAGCGCCUGCAGCGGGAGAACAUGGAGAAGGCCCGGCACGACCAGGACAUGCUGCUCGAGGAGACCAAACGACGACUCCUAGAGCUGGAACGGGAAAAAGAGUCGGCCGACAAACUGCUCCAGGUUGGGGAUGCCAUACACAAGCUGAAGGAUGCUGAAGACUACCGUGUCAAUCUCAACGCCAAACUGAAGGCUAAAGAAAUCAAAAUCCCAGGUCUGGCUCGACUCGUUUCGGUGCCAGACCCUGAGCCAUUUGUAACCCACAGAGGGAAAGGAGCCUUCUCUGAAUCUGAAUUUACAAUCUCUAACAAUGUCUGCCAGGAGCCGAAAUCUCCAGACCCUGAGGAGAAGAAACCGUGCAAUACUGAUCCAGAAAUCAAAGAAUCUCGUCCAAAGAAGAACUUGCCAGGCAGAGGUCCUGAAGUGAAGACAUCUGUCCUUGACAAUGGGAAGAAGAAGAAUGGUGACAAAAAGCUCGUCGUCACACAGCCGAUCUGUACCACAAGCAGCAGCUAUAAGGCCCUGCAGGCGAUGAUCCGACAGUGCAGCAGGGAUGACACCGAUGACGUAGAUGAAAACAUCUACAAUAAUGAAGACAUCAUCGAGGGUGAGAAAAUGUGCCAUGCUGCUGAUGGAAGCAACGGAAAUGAAAGUCACAAUGGCAGCAGAGUUAAUGGUCUUGGUAACAGCAAGGCCAUGUCUGAUGGCAUUUGCAAGAGCAGCGAUAACAGCAACGUCGUUAUUGCUGUUAGCAAACUGAAUGGAAGUUCCUCCAGUCCGAGUAAAGUGAUAAACACAAACGGAAAUGUAGAGAAGUCCAGUAAAGCCAAUGAAGUAUUUCACUCUGUCGUUUAUCUGAAAAAGGACGGUGCUAAAACAGGAACAUUGGGAAACAAUGUCGGGAAUCAGUGCAAUGGAACAAUGGAAAAACAAAAUGAUGAACCAGGGACAAACCCGUUUGAGGAAGAUCAGGAUUACGAAGAGAUCAAACACGUUCCAAUAACAGAGUUAUGAGCAUCAACUCUUGGUUUGUGAUUUUUAAAAUUUUAAAUUGCAGGUGUGAAAGAUGGUAUGUUUUACUAGAGAUAUGAUGGUAUCAGAAUUCAAAAUAUUUACUAUCAAAUAAAUAGUUUUAAUUUGGGUGAAUUAAAAUUUGUUCUGAUGUAUGUAUUUUGGGGAGAGUUAUUUGGUCAGUCACAUGAACGAACAUGAACCAGCAGUCUGGUAUAGUCGUCCAGAUUUGAUAGUUUUUUGUUGUUUUUUUCAUCAAGAUCCAUUUUAUUCCAUCAAAUUGUGUCCCAUGUUUUGAAAAUGCUUCCAACCACGUCCUAGAAAAUAUAAAAAUAUGUUAACCCUUCCAGUGUGUGUUGCGACUAUAGUCGUGCCGUUAUACGUGGGCUUCCAGUGCAUGUCACGACUAUUGUCAUGUUUCAGCAAGCAUGUUUUGUACACGUAAACAGGGGAACUUCCGGCUUGUGAAUGUUAUGAAACUAAUGUUGAUUGGUACAUUGUAGCUUGUAGUUUCAAUUAUCCAAUGAAAUCGGCAGUAACAUGUUAUCGAGAGUUUAAGGGGCAAGGUUGGGGUUCGAUCGUUCCACAGUGUUGGAAGUUUGACAUUUGUCCAAAAUGGCCUCGAUUUCCCCCGUUCUUGAUUCAGGCAACGGUGACGACUUUGAGGGAUUCACUGCUUUCUGAACAGGUAAAAUAAAAUUAUGCGACUAAUAUUAAUUGGGCAAUGAUCUCAAUGAAAUUCACAACAUAUUUUCAAAUAGAUUUAUCCAUCAAUUUGUAUUUAUUUAAAAGUUACAGCUUAUAUAAAGCAAUGUUCUAAAUUCUGUUAUGGUAGCGCUUGAAAGGUUAAUUGUUCAGAAACAACAUUGUUAUACAAGGUUCGCCCUGCCCAUUGCCAAAUUAGCCUAUUACAAAUGUUUUUUACAAAGUGGCUACCACAUUUAGUCUUUCACUAAUAAAAUAUUCCUUAAAAUAACCACAUUUCAACCCUCAACAUUAACUUUUCCAUCUAGGAGUCAGAUGGCGCCUACUUCUAUUUUUUUUAUACAGAUAGUAUGCAAUGUUUAGUAGCCAAAUGAAAAAAAUGGUUGCCUGUGCAACCAAAUUGAUCGCAAUGUAGAGGAUUGCAUUUUAAUAUUUUUUCAAUGAACAAAAACUGUUAUAAUACCAAAAAUGUAUGUUACUGGUGCAAUUUGAUAUUUUGACACAGCGAUAGUACUGUCAACGAGAUGGUCAUUCUUAUUGUUAUUUUUUUUAUUCAGUAGGUAUUAAUGUGUCACUUAGUGAGCCAUAAUAUUAGGGUAGGUUGUAAUUAAUGUAAAUUGUAUAUACCGGUAAUACUUGCUAUAAGUUGAGAGUACAAUCAACAUGGUAAGACCAAACCUACGUUUGUUAACACAUUGUAUGUUGAAAGUGCUUGUGAGGAAUUCUGAAUACAAAUACCUGGAAUCUUUUAUUGCCAUCUUAACUUCACUUAGAUUUUGUAUUUUUUGUACGACUUGUUUCAAUAUUGCUUCAUAUAUUUGCUUUUAAAGAUAAAAGUGUUUUCAGAUCUCCGCUUUUUGUUUAUAAUUUUUACUUUGUAGCAAUAUUUUUCAUGCAAAAUCAACCUAGAUUUCUUUUGAUGAUAUAAUUACAUAAAACAGAAUCAGCAGAUUUCUGUUUUAGGUUCAGAAAUUCUACAUAAUAAAUGAGCCUCAUGUUGUGAUCCCAUUUGGCAAUUAUUACCAACACUGUGAUGAAGAGGUGCUGCUUACUUUUAUCCAGUAAUUUUGUAAAGUUGAUGGAUUGUCACAACACACUUUAAUAUUAAAAUAACAACAAAACUGAGAUUAAUGCAUUUGGACAUAUUCAUUUUCUAGUACGUGUAUUUAUUUAAAACAGCAUUAUCAAAUCAUAUUUGGUUAAAUUAAUUUAAAAGAAGCAACAUUGUCCUUUUUUUUUUUUUAUUGUUAUCAAAAUAAUAGUGAAUAUAUUUUGGCCCUACUAAAAAAAAUUCUGAUUUAUUGUUACCAAAAUAAUGGUGAAUAUAUUUUGGCCCUACUCAAUUUUUUCUGAUUUAUUGUUAUCAAAAUAAUGGUGGAUAUAGUUUUGACCCUACUCAGAAUUGAUCUUCCUCAUUUGAUCAGUUGAACAAAUUUCUAAAUAAGAACUGAAGUUUAUGAUAAUAUUUUAAAAUAAUAAUAACAUUAUAUAUAAUAUUAACUUUUAUGCAUUUGUGAUAUUCUUUAUUUUCUGUGAUUAACAAAAAUAUAAGAUAUGGCCAGGCUUCUGACUACAACAUACAUGUAAUACCUGUUGCAUUUUUAGCAUUAAAUCGGAAAAAAUGAAUUCUAUGUGUAUAUAAUAUUAUGUGUACAUUGUAUAUAUGUGUAUGUGUGUGGCGGGUGGAUGGGGGUACUCCUUUGAAUUGCAACUGAUGUUAACAGAAUAUUUCUACAGUUCUAGUCUUGUUUUUGUUUAUUUGAAAGAAAGGCUGCAUGUAAUAAAAUGAUGUCAUUAAUGUUAUAUGUUAUUAUGGUCAGGAGACACAUUGUGCGUAUAUUACGUUAACCUGUUGUACAUUGCAUUUACCUGUUAUUAGUCGCCCUAUCACACACAACACAUGCUUGUCAUUGCCUAACAUAUUGCCUACAAAACAGCAUUUAUUGAACUACUGUACAUUGCUAAUACAUUGCCAUUUUAUUUUGCGGAUGUUUUUAAUAUACUUUUGGCCAUAUACAUGUACCAAGGAAUACACUUGGUGUGGGCCAAGUAUUUCUACAAUAUUUAUUUUCAUGCAUUUUAUAUUUUGUAUUCUUUAUUAUUGGAAUAUUGUGCUAAAAUAUAGUGAAUCAUCACGUCAUAAAACGUUGUAUAUAUGAAAAGCAUAUUAAAUAAUUAUAUAUUUUAUUUUUAUUUUGGGUUUUGAUAUGUUUGAGAUGGAUUUGAUUAAAUCAGUUUGUACUUAGUAGAAAUGAUUUAUAUAAGAGCAUAUUUUGUGGGGAUAUUUGCUUGCUAUACCAUUACAUGUUUUAUAAUUUAACAUAUAAAAGCAUAUUUGUUAGCUGCAUGAUUAUUAUGUGUAUAAUCUAUAAAAGUAUAUUUUCUUCUGUUUGCUUGCACUGAUAUCUACACGUAUGUACGAUACUUCUGUAAACAAUCUGUCAAUGUCCACUUCAUUUCAUUUCAACUUAUUUUCGUGCUUAUAUCCAAUUAAGGUUCAAGCACGCUGUCCCGGGCUGCGAACCCUAUACCUACCAGCCCGUAGUCAGAUGUAUCAAUGUCCUUUACGCUAAUUCACAAUGAUUGUUCUACAUAUUUUUGCUGUUUGGAUAGUAAGUGCUGCGAACAAGUAACAAGAAAUUGAGGAUAUAAAAUCACUGUUUUAGAUCUAAUAAUUUAAAACAAAUGAAAGGAAUGUUUAAUGAUACCUCAGCUCAUUUGAAACUACAGCUGUUUGGUGUCUAGCGUGAUUAAAUAGACUGGGUCAGGGGAGGAGGGGCGGGACGUAGCCCAGUGGUACA